Molecule: messenger RNA, 984 nt
Organism: Aspergillus neoniger CBS 115656
Lineage: Eukaryota; Fungi; Ascomycota; Eurotiomycetes; Eurotiales; Aspergillaceae
Product: NAD-dependent epimerase/dehydratase family protein
Exons: 6
Coding region: 1-984 (327 amino acids)
Source: RefSeq, a predicted model, not a curated record
AUGUCCCGCAUAUUUAUAACAGGAGCAACAGGCUACAUUGGCGGCGACGUCCUGUAUGCCCUCACACAGGCACUUUCCUCGUGCAAGAUCACGGCCCUCGUCCGCAGCAAGAAGAAGGCAUCCCUUAUCACGAGCAAAUUUCCAUCUGUGAUCCCAGUCAUUGGAGAUCUUAAUUCCGCGGCGCAGAUUGCGAGCGAGGCUUCGAAGGCUGAUGUUGUGCUUCACCUAGCGAGCUCGAACCAUUUCCCCAGUGCUACUGCCAUUGCGCAGGGCUUGACAGAGACGCAGCGCCAAAGUCCAGUUUGGAUCCAAAUCUCGGGCGCGAGCCUCCUCUCUGGCGCGGAAGUUGCAACAAGUUCCUAUGGCCAAGCACGGGCCCAAAACCACAACGACCUGCAAGGCAUUAGCGAAAUCCGAAAGAUCAUCUCUUCAUCACCCAAGCGCGCCGUCGAUCAGAUGCUCCUAAAUUUCUCCUCAGAACAGCCUAAUGUCCGAACAGCGAUUAUUUACGGGCCAUUGAUCUAUGGCCUGGGCCGCGGUCCAGUCAAUCAGCGCAGCAUCCAGCUACCUGAUCUGGCGAAGGAGACUCUUCGACUUGGACAUGGAGUUCAGGUCGGGAAGGGUCUGAGCUGUUGGAGUAAUGUUCACAUUGCGGAUUUGUCGAACUUGGUUGUGAGGUUGGUUCAGGAAUCGGAGGACCGUCAAGGAAGGAAUCCUUUGUUGUGGAAUGAGAAUGGCAUUUACUUUGCGGAAAACGGAAAGAUGCCAUUCGGGGAGAUUUCGAGAAGAGUAGCCGCAUUUGCUUUCCAAAACGGCUUCACGAGAAGCACAUAUGUUCAGGAAAUCGACGCCGAGACUGCAGACAUAUUGACCGCACACGGUGCCUUGCUAGGCUGGAAGCCGGCUGGUCCCAGCAUUGAAGAGGUGAUCCCCAGAGCUGUUAUGGACGAAGCCUUGCGGCUUAGAUCUCAUGCUAAGAUCUAG